Messenger RNA from Habropoda laboriosa, 3372 nucleotides. It is a transcript of the gene e, whose product is annotated as tyrocidine synthase 3. The transcript has 14 exons. NCBI's taxonomy places the organism in Eukaryota, Metazoa, Arthropoda, Insecta, Hymenoptera, Apidae. The coding region runs from base 809 to 3328 and encodes 839 amino acids. The record is from RefSeq and is a predicted model, not a curated record.
AGCGAGUAAUCGGGCCGGUGAUGACCGAGCCGUAAGGUCAUCCAGUUACAACCUGGAGUGUAACAAGCUUCUCCAACGCUGCAUCCUCUAUGUGAAUUCUCUCUCUCUCUCUCUCUCUCUCUUUCUAUGCUCUCUCUCACUUCCUUCCUCUAUCACACACACACUCUCUCUCUAUCUCUGUCUGAACUUUUCUCUACGUCAAACGACAUAACCGAACGGAUAAACCAAUGCUACAAUACAAUCGACGAAAAAUUGUUCAUGUGCUCGUGAAUAAACGUGAAACAUACCGCGCAUAAUAUCACGUAAAGAGAAUAACGAGUUUUCAACGAGAUCGAGCAAACGAAGAGUUCUCCAAGUGAAGAUAACGCACGCAAAGGAAGAUCGAGGAUUUCUUUAGAGGAGGAGGAGGAGGAGGAGGAGGAAACGGUUGUUGAAAAAGAAGAAGAGGAAGAAGGAGAAGGAGGAGGAAAAAAGGUAGUGUGCCGUUGCGAUUGGACUGACAGAAAGUGUAGAGAUAAGGGGACAACGUAAAUAAGCAGAAGGAAGAACUCACUGUGGAGAACAGAUUCGUGGAGGAUCUCCGACUGGUGAAACGAGAACUCUUUCUGUCUCUCUGUAUAACGCGCGAGGAGUAUAACGCGAUCCAGGGAAGAGUGAAAGUUCCCCUAAAUUCGAGCGUGUUUCGAGUGUGCUGGGUUACGAUAACGUGGACCUGUUGACCAGGGUUUAGUCGAGAGUCUAUCGUUGGAUCACCGUGGGACGCUGAAAGUACCAGAGAGACGAGUAGUGAGGAAGGUCAGGAUCUGAGAUGGGUACUAUUCUACAGCAGUCGGUCUUAAAAGGCCGGCAGACCAGCCUCGGAAAGGAGAAGGAUCUGCUUCAUAAAUUAUUCGUCGAGGCGGUGGCAAAUUAUUCCAGUCAGCUGGCGAUCCGUUACGAAGACGACAACGGGGAGGAAUUUACAAUUUCGUACGAGGAAUUGAACGAGCUGACGAACAAAUUGGCCAGAGUAUUCCAGAAAUGGGAGAAAUCAGAGGAUACGUCGAAAAAUAUCGUCGCUGUGUGCCUGAAACCGUCGCAUCGCUUGCCCACAGUACUGGUGGCCAUCUUGAAAGCUGGAAUGGCAUAUCUACCCCUGGACGCGGAAUUCCCGAUGGCCAGGAUGAAACACGUUCUGCAAGAAGCGAAACCUUUCGCCGUGGUAGUCGAGGAAACAGCGGAUUCGACGAUUUGCGAAGGUACAGAGACCGUCACUUAUGAGCAAUUGCUGAAACAAUGUGAGAACGAGGAGAAGGGGAAUUUGAUCAGCGACGAGGAGCCUGAACAGACCGCCAUUGUUAUGUACACUUCCGGAAGUACUGGCACACCAAAAGGAGUGCUUCUGCCACACGCUACGGUGUUGAAUCGUUUGCAGUGGCAAUGGCGAGAAUUGCCAUACGCGGCCGACGAAGAGCACUGUGUGUUUAAAACGUCUCUGACGUUUAUCGACAGUGUCUCUGAAAUUUGGGGACCGCUGUUGCAGGGCCGUACACUGGUGAUAGUGUCGAAACACGUGACCAGGGAUCCGGAGAAAUUUGUCGCGGUACUGGAGAAGUACGAUAUACAACGAUUGGUACUGGUCCCGUCUCUAUUACAGUCGAUGCUUAUGUACCUGAGCCUACGGAACAAGGACAACGCGCUACGUUCACUGAGACUUUGGGUUUGUUCAGGGGAAACGUUACCAGUUUCUCUAGCGGACCAAAUCAUGGGAGACGUGACGUAUCAUCUGUUGAACAAUCGAAACGAAUUGCAAUCGGCCGAGAAAAUACCAAUUGGAAAGCCAUUAGACAAUUGCAUUGUUUACAUCGUGAACAAGGAGAUGCGACUGGUGCCGCAGGGGGAAGUUGGUGAACUGAUAGUCGCUGGAAGAAAUCUCGCGGCAGGCUACAUCAGCGACAACGACACUCGGAAGUUCCAGGACAACCCACACGCGAUUGAUCCAGAAUAUUCGAGGAUUUAUUGCACCGGUGACUACGCGAGAAUAUCAAAAGGUACGGUUAUGUACGAAGGACGCGUGGAUUCGCAAAUCAAAGUCAGAGGACACCGGGUAGAUUUGACUGAAGUGGAGAAAGCGGUAUCUAGAGCACCCGGUAUAGACAGUGUAGUCGUUCUUUGUUACAAACCUGGUGAAUUAUCUCAGGCAUUGAUCGCUUUCAUAACAAUUGCAAACGACUCGUCCACGUGUGCACUGAAGAUCGAAAGUUUUCUACAAGCCACUUUACCCGUAUACAUGUUGCCUCGUAUUAUUGUGGUAGAUAAUAUUCCACUUUUAACGAAUGGGAAGACCGAUCGUCAGACACUGUUGAAACAGUACGAAAAUUCCAACUUGAACACUGAAAACGAGCAAUGCUUGAACUGCGAUUACAAUGGCGUGCCCGACAAGGACCUCGUGAAGGCGAAAGUGCUGUUUCCAACGGUGGCGUCCGUGAUCGGUGGCGGAGGUCGCACGGACGUCAAACUCGAUGCAAAUUUCUAUGAGCUAGGCGGCAACUCCUUGAACUCGAUUUACACGGUGACGAAGCUCAAGGAUCAAGGCUACGAGAUAGGCAUCACAGAGUUCAUCACGGCGAAGAAUUUAGCGGAGGUGCUCGAUCGAAUGAGGAUCAACACGGACGAGGCGGUUUUCGAGAAUAACCUCAACGAGGAAGAGCAUAUCUUCGAGAUGUUGAAUGACACUCACAAAGAGGACACGAUAGAGAUUAUCACAGAAAGUUUCUACAGCAAAGCGGAUCUAGAGCAAUGGCUGAUGCCAGAUAUAGCGAAGGAGGAUUAUCGUAUAAUGAUGGAAAUUCUUUGGGAGCCUUUGGUGGAAAAGAAUCUGAGCUUCGCAGUGAAAUCGUCGCGAGAUAACAGAACUAUCGGUGUGGGCUUGAAUUUCGAUCUUUGGGACGAGCCUGAAUUGAUCUUGGACUCUAAAUUGACGAUCGUGUUUGAAUUUUUGGAAUACCUGGAGGCACCAAUUAGAGAAAGGAAAUUGCCCAAGGGAAAGGGUCAGAUUAUUCACAAUUUCAUGAUGACGACCAGCGGUGAUUUAAAUCCAGCCGAAAAUGUGAUCCUAAUGAAAGAGAUGGAAGAGUAUUGUUUGCAAUUAGCUAAGAGGAAAGAAUAUGCUGGAAUUUUUACUACAAACACAAGCCCACUGACACAGCAACUCGGAACGGACGUGUUCGGAUACGAAACGAUGAUGACUUACCAAGUGAACAGGUACAUUGCCCCGGACGGUACGAAGCCCUUUGGAAUAGCACCGGACAGUCAACUGGCAAUUUGCUCGUUAAAAAUGAUAGCCUAAUAUCCCCUGGAAACGAACCGGAAAUGUUAGUGACUCCAGUCGUA